CUGCACUUCUGGCCCCCAAAGUGGUCGCCUGCCUUUUCUUUGAAAUCUCUGGCUGUGCCGCUUUGUUCCCUCUCCUCCCAGCUUUCUUACGUUACCCGUUACCCUUCCCGCUGUGCUUCGUGUCAGCUUGCUUUUGCUGCUGGAAAGACUCAACACCACCCCCGCCUCGCCGCUCCAGCAGCCCGCACCACACAUCUUGCUUCGCGAGCGCAACAUCUGUCGAUUCCUAAACCCUUUCCAGACGCCUGAGGUUUUCUAGCGCUGUCGCUCCAACCAUCACGAUGCCCCGCGCCGACUUUUGGGACGAAGAGGAUGAGUGGUACCACUCUGAUCGGUUUGUUAGUGGUGCCCGCCAUGUUCCCCCUCCACGCGGUCGCCGCAUCGAUGACUUCGGUCGUCACAGCGAGAGAGACUUCCUCGUCCCUGAGGCGCGUACCUUUUCCACUGGCCUCCACCGCACUCGCUCCCAGGGACAUUCUCCCGCCCCUAAUGUAACCAUCUAUAACACCACUCGCAUGGACAACGAGAGCAGCCCCAACGUGCGCACCGAACAGCGCAGCCCGGCGCCCAGCCCUCGUGCCGCAAGUCCACGCGGUCGCCCUCUCAGGAUGCCUGGCGAGUGGGGACUCGAAGACGAGCUCGCCGAGCUGCGGUUGGAGGUCGCGAGGCAACGACGCUCACGCUCACGGUCGGCACACCAUCACCACCACGAUGGUUCUCCCGACAACGCCUAUGAUAAAUGGCAGCUGCAAAUGGCCAAUGAGCGUCUUAAAGAAGCCGAGGAAAAACUCGCCAUGGAGAAGCGCGAGGAACUCAUUAAAAAGAGGAUGGAGCUCAAAUACCUCAAGGACAAGGCAGAGCGCGAUGAGGAGGAAGCGCGCAUCAAGCUCGAAGAGGACCGCCUCAAGAAGGACUGGGAGCUCAAGAUGGAGCAGGAGGCACGCAAGCGGGAACAACGCGCAAAGGAGGCAGAGGAAGAGCGGAAGCGCAUUCUCAUGGAGAACCAAAUCAAAUUCGACAAAGCAGAGGAGGAGCGGAAGAGGAUCGUAAUGGAGAACACGAUGAAGAUGGAGAAGGCCGAGCGUGAGCGUAAAGAAGCUCAGCAGCGGGCCGUUGACGAAUACAACAAAGAGAAGGCGGAAAAAGAGAGAAAGCAAAAGGAAGAGAGGGAGCGCGCCAUUGCCGAAUACGAACGCCAGAAGUUUGAGGAUUCCGAGAAGCAAAAAAAGCAACGUGAGGAGUUGAUCAUGCAGCUCAAGAUCGAAGAAGAGAAGCAAAAGGCUAAAGAGAAAGAGGAGUGGGAGAGGUUCCUUCGAAAGCAGAAAGAGAAGGAGGAUGAAGAGAAGGAGAAGAAAAAGAAGCAAGAACAGGAACUCGAAGACCAAAUGCGCAAGCGUCUCGCUCACUUCGGCUUCCAAGAGAACCAGAUCCAAGCCAUGAUCAAGCCUGAGGAGGCGGCCAAACUCCAGCAGCAACAGGCUCUGACUGCUGGCAUGUCGCCUCUCAACCCGCUGCGACUAACGCAUCAGCCCACGUAUGUUAAAGUGCACAAGGACCAUCUCGCGAUCGACACCUUAUUAUACUACGACAUCCCCUAUGAAGUUGACCCAGGUGAUCCUAACUACAUCAUCAUUCUUCGCGAAAUGGACUCUAAGGAAACCGAGAUUCUAUUUGAGCAUACUCGCCGCCUCCGAUCUAAGCACAGCACGCGUCUUCUCAUUGAAGAGCGACACGAUCACGGAAAGCCUGACUAUGCCUGGGUGCGCCGGAGGAAGUACUCAGUAUCGCCGUCGCGGCGCCGAAGUUCUCCAAAGCGGGUUGUUGGGAUCAAGGAGAUGUUCUAUUAAUGGUUGGAUGCACUUAUGAGUUCAUGUGCAAGUGACAGUUGGAAGAUAAUGUCCCUUUCAUGAAUGCUAUGACACGGAAGUAUGUGGUCCGGAUUCGUUGAGAGUUGGAGGGCAUUGCGACGUUUCAGUUCAUUCUUCUUGGUUAUACUUGAUUCCGAGGCUAUAUCCUUGCCGUUGAUAUCUGCUCUGAGGGCUGCUCUUCGGAUUAGUAUGGUUCUCUGAUGGAGAUGUGCUCCCCGGAGACGGGAUGGCGUCUGACGUUUGGGUUUAUUUUUAAUUUUGAUUUCCAUGUGGAUACAAGACUACAAUUUGCAAGUGAUUUUUGGUCCCUCUCCACUAAUUUCAC
Lindgomyces ingoldianus is the source of this 2193-nucleotide messenger RNA. RefSeq lists its product as uncharacterized. The transcript has 2 exons. The coding region runs from base 282 to 1847 and encodes 521 amino acids. The record is from RefSeq and is a predicted model, not a curated record. NCBI's taxonomy places the organism in Eukaryota, Fungi, Ascomycota, Dothideomycetes, Pleosporales, Lindgomycetaceae.